AUGGUUCGGAAUAUUGUCGUUAUUGGGGGCACCUCCCACCCCCAGUUGACCCAGACGAUCUGCAACGUCCUGGGUAUCCCCCCAGCGGACGUAUUACUUUCCAAGUUCGCGGUGGGGGAAACUCGGGUUGAGAUCAAAGAGUCUGUCCGUGAGAAAGACGUCUAUAUCAUUCAAUCUGGCGGGUUGAAGGUGAACGACUCCCUCAUGGAACUGCUCAUCACCAUUUCUGCCUGUAAGACUGCCUCUGCCAAGAGAGUCACUGCCGUCCUCCCAUUGUUCCCAUACUCUCGCCAAAGUGAUAUUCCAUACAACAAAGCUGGGGCGCCUCUUGUCAAAUCAUCUAAUGUUGGAAAGCCGGGUAAUGGCUACACUUUCGAGAGCACCCCACCAACCCCGCACCCUGGAAAGCCGGAGAGUGGAAGUCUUUUGAACAACGUUGAUAGCCUGCAGAAGGGUUUGGCAAAGGCGCAACUUGAUGAUUACAGCAACGGCAGCCCGGUCAAGAGACGCGUUCCUAAUGGACCUCCGCGCAGUGACACCGCUGACUCACUGAAGUCGGACAUUAGCCUUCGAUCCACUGUUGUCAAUGGGCAGGCGAAUUACGACAGUGUUCAGUCCAAGAUUAGCAGCUUUCAGCCUCGCCCUGGCUACAAGCAAUGGGUGGCUCAGGCAGGUACCCUGGUGGCGGAUCUUCUCACCUGCGCUGGUGCAGACCACAUCAUCACGAUGGAUCUGCACGACCCUCAAUACCAAGGAUUCUUCGACAUCCCUGUCGACAACUUGUACGGCAGACCGUUGCUCAAGAGCUACAUCCAACAGAACAUUCCGAACUACAAACACGCGGUCGUUGUCAGUCCUGAUGCCGGAGGUGCCAAGCGAGCGACCGCGAUUGCUGAUUCUAUGGGAAUGGAAUUUGCUCUCAUUCACAAAGAACGACGCCCAACGAAGAUUACAGACCGCCAAAAUGCUACCAUGAUGUUGGUUGGUGAUGUCAAGGAUCGGACGACAAUUCUGAUUGAUGACCUUGCCGAUACAUCCAACACCAUUACGAGAGCUGCAAAACUGUUGAAGAAGGAGGGCGCAUCCAAGGUCUAUGCCUUGGUCACGCAUGGUAUCCUGAGCGGCGACGCGAUCGACCGCAUCAACGCUAGCUCUCUCGACAAGGUCGUCGUUACCAACAGCGUCGAUCAAUCGGAGCACUUGCGCCGAUGCCCCAAACUGGAAGUUUUGGAAGUUGGCCAUGUCUUCGCAGAGGCCAUUCGCCGAGUCCACCACGGCGAGAGUAUCAGCGUACUUUUCCAAUACGACUGA
Aspergillus udagawae is the source of this 1311-nucleotide messenger RNA. Its product is annotated as ribose phosphate diphosphokinase subunit PRS5. Gene Ontology annotation, cellular component: cytoplasm; ribose phosphate diphosphokinase complex. Gene Ontology annotation, molecular function: magnesium ion binding; ribose phosphate diphosphokinase activity. The transcript is spliced from 3 exons. Gene Ontology annotation, biological process: 5-phosphoribose 1-diphosphate biosynthetic process; purine nucleotide biosynthetic process. The coding region runs from base 1 to 1311 and encodes 436 amino acids. The record is from RefSeq and is a predicted model, not a curated record. NCBI's taxonomy places the organism in Eukaryota, Fungi, Ascomycota, Eurotiomycetes, Eurotiales, Aspergillaceae.